Molecule: messenger RNA, 2186 nt
Organism: Durusdinium trenchii
Lineage: Eukaryota; Dinophyceae; Suessiales; Symbiodiniaceae
Source: the annotation of a GenBank genome assembly
UCUUAGGUGGUCCGCUGGGCGCGAUGAUUGGUGGAUACAACGAAGAGGAUUGGCUCUACCAGGAGAUCUUCUCCAAAGAUCCCAACGAAGCGAUCCAGGAGGCCUUCGACCUGCUGGGAUUCCCGGGCUCUGGGGAUUGGUCCAGCUACAUGGUCGAGGAGAUCUCGUUGGCCUAUCGCCGGCAGUGCCUGCGGGGCCACCCCUCGCGGGGGGGCUCCGCGAGGAACUACCUGAAGCUGCAGGCGGCGAUGGAGUUGAUCCGCGCCUUUGGCCACGAGACCAGCGAGGAGGAGGCCAUGUCGCCCCGGAAGCGGACCUUCGUGCUGGACGACUUGGCGUUGGUACGGGAGUUGGAGCUCAGCAACUCGGAGGCCGCCAUGGAGGCGGACCGCCUGCCGGUGGCAAGGCUCGAGGAGUUGAACCGGGCCUUGGACGAGUACAUCCUCCGACAGAUGUGCUUCAAGAGCGAGAUCGUGGCGGAGAUCGCCCGGCUCCACGAGAACUCCGCCUACUCCAUCCUGGGCGUCGCCCCUGACGCCUCCGACGCCGAAAUCAAAAAGGCCUAUCGACUGGUGGCCAUGCAAUGCCAUCCAGAUAAAGGUGGCGAUAAGGCCGAAUUCCAAGAGCUCCACGAGGCUUAUGAGAAGAUCAUGGAGCAGCGCCGUAGCUCCGCGAACCUGGCGAAGUCAGGUGGAGGUCCCAUGCCCUCGAGCGACGAGGAGGUCGAACCGGUGGAUCCGAAGCCGAAAGCUCCGGAGGAGGACGCGGAGGCCUCUCCGGACGACGCGGCCUCCGCCGAUGGCGAAGCAGCGUCGGACGAGGCGGAUGCAAAGAAGGACGAGCGCGGAGAAGAGGACGCCACCGACGCGCAGCUGUUGGCCAAGUCCUCCAAGGCGGCCGAGGAAGCCUCGCGCUACGCCAAGACCGCGGCGGACUUCGCCCACCAGGCCGCCGAAGCGGCGGAGACCGCGCGCAGCGGCCGCGACACGCACCGCGACGCGCUGCCGCUGACGAAGUCCAUCGCACACAGCGCCAUUGUCCUGACCCUCACGGUGGUCAAGGCCGUGCGGGUCGUGGGCUAUGCCACUAUGGACGUGGCUGCACAGUGCCGGUUGGCCGCCAGGAAGUUCACGGCGGAGAGCUGCGCCGACUGCUCGACGGAGGCGAUGACCUUGGGCUUGGAGGCGCUCAACGCGGCGCUCAGCUGUGCAGAGGUCACCGAGGUCACUGCGGCGGAGCUGAGCCGCGACAGCGACGACGUUGAGGAGGUCUUGGCCGAGCGCUUCCUGGGCGCGGCGGUCCGCGCCUCCUUGGCCGCAGCCAGUGCUUCCAACGCCGCCAUGAGCGCUGCCAUCGCCGCGGUGGAGGGCAAUCGCCAGUGCAUCCAGGCUGCACAGCCACCAGAGGGCGCCAAGCCCCAGGAGAACGCCGAGGCCGAGGAGAAGUCCGUACAGUCGGAGGAUGAGUCGGCGAGGUCGGAGUCCACCUCCGAGCCGGGCGACGCGGAGCCCGCGGGCGCCCGCGCGGGUGCCCGCGCGGAGACCGCCGAGGAGGCGGCGCUGAAGAGGCAGAUCACCCAGAGGAACAACAACCACAAGGUGCUGCAGCGGCUCAACGCUGAAAUCCUCACGCACCAGCAGAACGUGAGACAGUUCCUGCAGGCGAACCGACAGCUGAUCCCAGAGGUCUCCUGCGAAGCCAAGGGAAAGGUUCAGAUGUUGCUCCGCGACUACGCGCACGAGGUGCAGCUGGAGCUGGAGCAGUUCGACCAGUACUCCAACUUGGCUGAGGAUCUUCCUUUGGCACUGAAGCAGUCCGGUCUUUUAGCGCCGUUGCUUCAGCGACAAGUACUGGCGAUCCCUGUUUGUCCCAAGGCACGCGUCUUAAAGAUGGCGGCGCUCUACGAUUUGCAGAUGACCUUCCAGGUCCUUGAGCAGGAGAUCUUCUCCUUCGCGCGGCGGCGGAUGACCGAGGGCGCCGUGGAUCUCGAGCCCUUGGAGGUGGUCAUCGAGAAAGUGCACAAGGAGCUUCAGAGCUACACGGAUGGUGCUGCUUGAUCCAAGCAGGGGGAGAAGUAUGGCGUUUUUCUCACAGUCACGAAGAAGAUCUGAGCGGACUUUUUCAUGUCAAUGCAUCGGUUCCUUUUUAAAAACUUGAUCGGUCGAUGCAUAGGUCGACGCUUGUCG